This is a messenger RNA of Oryctolagus cuniculus (rabbit), 1709 nucleotides long. Lineage: Eukaryota; Metazoa; Chordata; Mammalia; Lagomorpha; Leporidae. The record is from RefSeq and is a predicted model, not a curated record.
UAGAGGGAGAGACAGAUAGAAAGGUUUCCGUCUGUUGGUUUACUCCCCAAAUGGCCGCAAUUAUCAGAGCAGUGCUUAUUCAAAGCCAGGGGCUAGGCAUUUCUUCCCAUCUCCACAGGGGUUCAGGGGCUCAAGGACUGGGGCCAUACUCUCCUGCUUUCCCAGGCCAUAGCAGAGAGCUAGAUUGGAAGAGCAGUCAGGGCUAGAAUUGGCACCCACAAGGGAUUAACCUACUGAGCCACUAGCCUGCCCCUGAAAAGCAUAAAUAAUGCCUAAAAAUUUCAUAGAUGUCAUUUUUAUAUGUUGUCAUCAACAACAAAUAAUGAGUAUUUGUCUAAACUAGCUCAGUCGGGUAUUUUAGAAGGUCCUUGUGAAUCAGAAAUAACUGAACGGGGGAUGAUGUUACUGUAAGUUUCUCACCAGAUAUGGAUCAGUGUGUGAAGUGUCUGGAUCAUCAGUAUGCCAGCACAGAGCAUGACCGCUGCCUGCACAAAGCUGUGGCCUUCUUGGCUUAUGAAGACCCAUUAGGAAUGACCCUGGUCUGCACAGCUCUAUGUUUUUCUGUCCUCACCACUGGGGUUCUUGGUGUCUUUGUGAAGCACCGAGAUACUCCCAUAGUCAAGGCUAACAAUUGUUGUCUCAGCUACACCCUGCUCAUUGCCCUCAUCUUCUGCUACCUCUGUUCCUUACUCUUCAUUGGUCAUCCCAAUACAGCCACCUGUGUCCUCCAGCAAACCACAUUUGGAGUGGUGUUCACCGUGGCUGUUUCCACUGUCCUGGCCAAAACUACCACUGUGGUUCUGGCCUUCAAGGUCACUGCCCCAGGGAGAAGGAUGAGACAGUGGCUGAUAUCAGGGUUACCUAACUCCAUUAUUCCCAUCUGCUCCCUGAUCCAACUGGCUCUCUGUGCCAUCUGGCUUGGGACUUCUCCUCCCUUUAUUGACACAGAUGCACACUCUGAUCAUGACCACAUCAUCCUGGUGUGCAACAAGGGCUCUGUCACUGCCUUCUACUGUGUCCUGGGCUACCUGGGCUCCUUGGCCAUGGCAAGCUUCACUGUGGCUUUCCAAGCCAGGAAUCUGCCUGACAAGUUCAAUGAAGCCAAGUUCCUGACAUUCAGCAUGCUGGUGUUCUGCAGUGUCUGGGUGACCUUCCUGCCUGUCUACCACAGCACCAAGGGGAAGGUCAUGGUGGCUGUGGAGGUCUUCUCCAUCUUGGCCUCUGGUGCAGGGCUCCUGGGCUGCAUCUUUGUCCCCAAGUGCUACAUUAUUCUCCUAAGACCUGAGAAGGAUGCUUUGAAAGGGUUAAUGGAUAGGAUAAUUUCCAAGGAAAUGGAUGUUCUGAAGAGUAGCUCUUAAGGCUCUCGCAGUUUUCCAAGGUUAGAAACAAAAAUUCAAAAAACUGGUUUUGCAUUCUGAUGUUAUAAAAUAACUUGCAGAAUGUAACGGCCUUAUGAACAAUUUAUACUUGUCUUAAAAUAUUUUCGCUCCGAAGGACCAAUUCACAGAAAAGAAAGGGAGAAUGGGACAAACCUGCCAUCUGCUGAUAGACGCUGAAGAUGUCUAAGUGGCCCAGCGUUGGUUCUGAAGAGAAGCCUUUGAGGCUCUCUCAGUUUCAAGGAUUUGAAACUAGUAUUUACAAAACUGAUUUUGCAUUCUGAUGCUAUAAAAUAACUUGAACAUUUUAAUCACCUUAUGAACAACUUACAU